This is a messenger RNA of Oncorhynchus masou masou (cherry salmon), 4767 nucleotides long. It is a transcript of the gene tnip1, whose product is annotated as TNFAIP3 interacting protein 1. Lineage: Eukaryota; Metazoa; Chordata; Actinopteri; Salmoniformes; Salmonidae. The record is from RefSeq and is a predicted model, not a curated record. The transcript has 20 exons. Gene Ontology annotation, biological process: regulation of transcription by RNA polymerase II; cellular response to lipopolysaccharide; negative regulation of canonical NF-kappaB signal transduction. Bases 418 to 2559 code for a protein of 713 amino acids.
GCCCUUUCUCUAUGUGGGAAUUCCCCAUGUCUCUCUAAAAACAUUGAAAUUGCUUCCCCCCCUAUUCACAAAUUUCCUUAAAAUGCGUCUCUCGGACACACGCUCAAUGUGUGGCUCACCGUUGUAGCUUUGAAGCCCUGGUGGUAACCGGUCAAAGCCUUACUCUGACUGUAGUCGUGCAGUCCCAAUCCCUACAUUACCAAGGUUUGGAGCAAAACCCUGCACUGUCUCUUUAAAGAUUACACCAGUCUGUGUCAAGCGUCUGCAUUGGUCGGCCCGGUUGUCAACCACAGCUGUUUACAUCAGACGAGAGCGAGGUGGACUUUCCCAGGUUACAGCAGAGACCACUUCCGCAAUUGGUUGUCUGGGCAAAUCGAAGGAGCCACUGAAGCAGAAAGCCGUCUCUCCUAAUCAAUAAUGAACGAAGAAAGAAAGAGAGGCCGAAAAGACGCCAGAUUCCCAGCACCAUGCCUGGUAAGUGAAUCCGUGGCAAUGGAAGGAAAAGGGCCCUAUCGUAUCUACGACCCAGGCGGGGGCGAGGCUAAGCCCAGGGAGACCAGGGAGGAGGGCAGCAGCGGUGGAGGGGGAAGCUACAGACUACUACUGGAAGAGAACAGCGUGCUCCGAGAGAGGAUGAAGGGACUCAAGAGCUUAGGAGACCUGUUGGAGGAGUCUCAGUGGGAGGCUUCUAAGUUGCGUCAGCGUGUAGAGGAGCUGGUCAGAGACAACGAGGCCCUGAAGUCUUCUACCUCCAGCUUCGCUACCAGUCUGUGUAUGGGAGAACCUGUUCAGACUGAGACACAAGGUCAGGGGAAGCUUCACCGCCAGCCCAGUAUGGACCAGAGAGAGAGUCAGCCGUGUCUCUCAACGGGGAAGGCCCUAAAUCAUGAGCAGCCCACCGAAGGUCUGUCAGAGUUUGAGGUGGUGAAUAUGGAGAAGACCUCCGAUACCCAGACGGCUUGUGCAGGAACAGGACAGCUUCCUCAGGAGAACCAGGAGUUAACCAGCCAGCUGCAGCGUCUAGAAAGCUCCUUCAGUAUCUUUGCUGAGGCGUCCAACCCCAACCAGCUCCUAGCUCACCUGGGACGCAUGGCCGUCGAGUUCCACCACCUCUCCUCCAAGGUCCAGAAGAACGAGCAGAGGACCUCCCUCCUACAGACUCUUUGUGAGCAGCUCAGACAAGAGAACAACGAGCUGAGAAAGAAGAUGGAGGAAGACCUUCAGUACAGAAACGGAGACUUGGAACUACUGAGACAGGAGAACCUGAAGCUGAAAGAGCUGGUAACGGGAGCAGGAGAGACCGCGGCAGAGAGCGAGGGGCAGCCAGAAGCCAAAGAAGACGUGGUGAAAGAGGAAACUGCCAGCGUUAGAUCCAAGAUGGAGGUCAGCACACCACAGAAGCAGAAUGGGAAUACCACAGAGAAGGAGAAAGCCCCGGCCAAGCCCUGUGACCCAGAGGCAUACGAGAAGAAGAUCAAGCUUCUAGAGAAGCAGAGGAAAGAUGUACUGGAAGUGAACAAGCAGUGGGAUGUCCAGUGGAACUCGAUGAAGUCACAGUUUGAACAGAAGAUCACAGACCUGCGUCAGCGGCUGGCGGACUCCCAGAAGGCCGUGCAGGAGCUGGAGGCGGAGCGAGAACAGAGGCAGCGGGACUACGAUAAGAAGCUGCUGCUCGCCAAGUCCAAGAUUGAGAACGUACAGGGGGAGAAGGAGUGUCUGAACUCUGAGACCACAGAGUUGAAGCAGAAGGUUCGUUACCUGCAGGAUCAGCUGCUGCCCCUCAGUAAACAGAGAGAGUACCAGGAGAAGGAGAUACAACGCCUCAACAGGGCUCUAGAGGAGGCCUUGAACCUGCACCCUCCCCCCUCCUCCCAGCAGCCACCGGUCCAGGGCGCCAGCGGUAACCACGGUGAUGGGCCUAGUAACUUGAGGAGGCAGGAGCUGCUCACCCAGAUAGCAGUGUUAAUGGAACAGGUGAAGAUCUUUGAGGAGGACUUCAGGAAAGAGCGGAGCGACAGGGAACGAAUGAACGAGGAAAAGGAGGACUUGAGGAGACAGGUGGAGAGGCUGCAGGGUCAGAUGACCAACCUCACCAAUCAGCUUCACCAGGCCCAGAACGAGUGUCAGAGAGAGAGAACAGAGAGAUGCAAGCUGGAGAGACUACAGAUGCAGCAUCAUAAACAGGGCCAGCAGCAGCAGGAGAGGCGCACCUCAGACCCUUCCUCGGGCACCAUGAAUGGCCCUCUGAGCCCUCCCUACUGUGGUCCCUUUGUGCAGGUGGCUCCAGGAGGAGGGCUGGACGGCUGGCCUAUACACCCCAGGAUACCCACCAACCCAACAGUUUCUGCCGGCAGCGUAGCGCCACCGGGACGUGGCGACUUCCCACCCCUCACAACGGUAAGGGGAACACAGUGGCAGCAAUCGUUCCCCCAGCCCAGAGGCUCCAGGGGACCCGGAGCAGGGGAAGGAUCCAGACCACCUCCAGAGAACACCGAUCAGUCCACAGCAACUGUGUUUGUAAAAAGAGAGCGACAGAAUAUUGACCCUGGAAAGCACUAAGGGCCUCUCCACCGGUGGUUCUUUCGUUGCCUCACCAUGGAGCCAGCUGGGUGGUAGAAGCAUGAAUCACUUUUCUGUUAACCCGGUGUGAUUUGAACUAUAAUUUUCCUACUGAACUGUAGAUAUCCUGUUGUAAUGUUGUUUAUACUUGCCUUUUUAUAAGCCUACUUGUGAGACAAACACUGUUUUCGCUAUUCAGAAAUAUAACACAUCAAUAUUACCAUUUAGAUGUUUUCUUUUUUUUUAAACCUCGUAUUAUUUUUUGGGGGAGAUUCAAUAUCUGCUUUAAAUGAUUCUAUGCAGGAACUGAAGUCAUUUUGUGUAAUAGGUUGAAAUUAACGAAAUGUAAUAUUAAAACAAAAUACCUAUGUGAUUAUCAGCUGUUGACGAUCGUCCCACUGCAAAUAUUAUUAUUUUUAUUUUUUACAAACAGUUUUGUUACUUGUAGGGUUAAGGGGUCCAUUCUCCCAUGUCAAUAACAUCCAAUCCUACUUGUAUUCAUUCCAACGAUAUAUAAUUCUAUAGAUAAAUUGCCUUGGAAUUGGAUUCAUAGAAGCGUAACCGUGGUUGUUUUUCAGUGCCAUUGGUGUUCUAGAACUGUACUAUAAGUGUAACUGUUCAUAAAGUGAUUGUUAUAACACAUCAAACUUGGGAAGUGAAUUUAGCUGGUAUAUCAUGCCAAAAAAACAUGGCUGUGGUGAUUAUUGAUCAUUUAUUUAUAAUCUACUGUUUUGAUGGUUGCAUUAACUCAAUGUAAAUCACUUGUCUUUAGUAAUGCUGUUCUUUCUAUGUUAGUGUACUCCCAAUAUAUUGUAGCUAUUGACAUCGUAUGUUCGUUACACACACACACCCUCACAAGAGCACCUGAUUGGCCAAAAAUGCACCUUUGCUUCCUCAACAUAUUUACCCACGAAGCUGUCCAGUCAUGUCUGGAGAAUUGGGUCAUUGGUCGUAGUGUACCCAGGCUUUGUCCCAAUAGUCUUGAAUGGCUUCCUUUUCCUGGUCUCGUUUCCUUCCCUUCCUUCCCUACUGCUGACAGUUAGAUAGUACUACUGUAAUGUGUAGGCCUGUUCUGGUUACGUUAAACGUUAGCCCGCCUGAGCGCUCCGCUAGCAGUAUGGUCAGUAUAGGCGCUGUAAGUGCAUUAAUAUGUGAAUUUCUAUCGCGUUAACAGGGUACCAUUUGGUCUCCGAUUGCUUUAGCCUGUCAGUCAUGUCCUUUUUGCAUCAGUCAGAGGCGAGGAAAUUAAGCGAUUUUUAAAACCGAGACUCGACUAACCCCUAAGGUUCAGUCAGCCAGCCAUUACCUCAGUAACAGCCCAGUGAUAAACCACCUCCGCCAGACAGGGACUGUUACCCAAAUGGCACACUAUUCCCUGUAUAGUGCACUACCCUUGCUCUCCCGGCUCUGGUUAAAGGAAGUGCACUAUAUAGGGAAUAGGGUGCCAUUUGAGUCCCAUUCCUGACUCAGCUGGCUUCUGUCUCAAUGCACCUCUCAGACCAGCAGCUCCAUACUAUCUACAGUAUCUACUCGACAGUCCUGUGAACCUUUGUGACACUGUCAACAGAGCCGGGCUUAAAUUCCCAGCCACGUACCUUACCCCAGGUACUACUGUUGAUCUGGGAGGAUUGGAUAGGUGUUGACAAAAUGGCAACCAUGAAAACUCCUUGUAUGACAAGGUGAAUUUAGUGUUGGCGUAUUUGCUUAUACCUUGCCAAUGCUUUAUGUCGACUAGUGUCUGGAGGUUAGGGGGCGAGGGGUUGAUUUUUGGGGAUUGGCCACUACCCUAGAGCUCCAAUCCUCCCGAUGUGUGAUUUUGAUUUUGGUGGUGAACUAAUGUUCUGUGUCUCCUCCUGAAUCAAACCGAUAACUCAAAGCUAUAUAGGGUUGAAUAUGUAUCAUGUUAUAAUCCUUAUUGUGUUUUGUUUCAUUCAGACUGCUGGUAAAGAUGGGUGUUUUAUUCACAAUGUUCACUGUAAAUAGUUGGAACAGUCUUUUCUUUUAAAAGACAGAUUCCGGAAUGGUCCAAUAGUUGAAUGGUGACGUUUUAAAGGUUGAAUUGCACUUUGAAAGGAAUGCUUUGUUUUCCUCUGGCGGUUGUCUUUUUCUGGUUUGUAGUUCUGGAGUUUUUGCAGGAGGCAAAAGCACAUUACUGAUGUGAUGAGACUUUUUCUAUUUGACUGGCUUAAUAAACAUAUCCUAAAUGUC